Messenger RNA from Diospyros lotus (date-plum), 1257 nucleotides. RefSeq lists its product as uncharacterized. The coding region runs from base 1 to 1257 and encodes 418 amino acids. The record is from RefSeq and is a predicted model, not a curated record. The transcript has 2 exons. Lineage: Eukaryota; Viridiplantae; Streptophyta; Magnoliopsida; Ericales; Ebenaceae.
AUGGUGGGAUUCAUGCAAGGAACUCACUCUCGGGAUAGCCAUUCGGUCAAUAUGCUCGACCUCUAUCGUCGACAGAACUCUCCUAUCUUUCAAGGGAAACUUGGCGCAGACCCCAGUGAAGGGGAAUUCUGGAUCGAACAAACGGAAAAACUACUAGACCACUUACAUUGCAGAGAAGAAGAGAAAGUCAACUGUGCCACGUUCAUGCUGCAAGAUGAGGCAGAUAGAUGGAGGAAAGGAGUCAAGAGGGCAAUGACCCCUCGAGUUAGGGCACCCUAUAUCACCUGUGAGCGAUUUAAGGAACUCUUCAAUGAGAAGUACUUUCCCCUGAAUUUAAGAAUGAAGAAGGAGAGGGAAUUCAUGCAGCUAAAGCAAACCGGGGACAUGACUAUCGCCCAGUACGAGGAUGCUUUUAGCCGAUUGAUCAGGUACAUGCCUAUUUAUGAAGGGGACGAAAGGAUCAAAGCUCAGAAGUUCUUAGGGGGGCUGAAUCUGAAGCUUCGGAAGGCCUUGAGCAGUAUAAGUACUCAGUCUUAUAGAGAAGUGAUGUUGCAAGCCUUUACCACUGAGGCUAACCUAAGCCGGAUCGAAGCUAUCCAAGGAGAAAGUCAACAAGCGAGCGGUCAUAAAGUAUGCAAGAAGCUGGAUCUCCAGAAGCCGAAGUUCAAGCCUGAUUUUGACGUGAUUCUAGGAAUGGACUUCCUAACCAAAUACAACACUACGUUGGACUGUAAAGCUAAGACAGUCUAUCUCAAGAGCGAAGACUUGAACGUCAAGUUUCAAGGGAAAAAGAAGGCAAGUGAGCGGAAGUGGAUCUCGGCUCUAAAGGCUGAGAAACUAUUACGUCAAGGAGCACAAGGAUACUUGGCUUGUGUCCAAGGGAAAAGCGAGGAGCCGUUAAAAAUCAAAGAAGUGCGAAUUGUUAGGGAAUUCGAGGAUGUGUUUCCCGAAGAAUUGCUUGGAUUGCCACCCCAAAGAGAGAUCGAGUUUUCGAUAGAAACUGUGCCAGGGGCAGGUCCGGUUUCAAUACCCCCGUAUAAAAUGGCCCCUACAAAAUUAAGAGAAUUAAAGAUCCAAUUGCAAGAGUUGUUGGACAAGGGGUUCAUCAGGCCAAGUAUGUCACCAUGGAGAGCACCGGUACUUUUUGUUAAGAAAAAGGAUGGGAGUCUGAGGAUGUGUAUAGACUAUCGACAGUUGAACAAGAUAACUGUCAAGAAUAAGUACCCACUUCCUAGAAUAAAGGAGUUGUUUGACUAG